AUGACCAGCAGUACUUCGAAACUCUUAACCUUCAUUGAUAGCCUGAGCAAUGGCAUCGCAACCUGUUAUCUUAUCCGCCAUCUUUUAGAUCUUGUCACAUUACACUGCGCGCAACCGCAGCAACCCAUCUCGACCGAUGUAGGCCUUGCCUCAGCCAGAUCGACCCCAACACUGACUACGGAAACCGGUUCUCCCGUACAGCAGCUUAGCCGGCAUCAUGGUAGCCGCGUCCGAAGUGCGAUUCCGAGCAAGCUCAUAGGCAAAACUGAUGCGAAGAAAGGCAACUUUGGUGUCAUGGUCAUUGAUUUCGAUACACAAACGGCGGCAGCUGAGCGCAGCGCUGCGGCUAAACGCACGAGUGAAAGUACUGCCUUGCGUGCAAAGAUCGCCUUUCAGCAUGGUUACGUCCCAUUAUCCCAGAGGAAACUCCAACAAGAUUGCCCUUCUCUCGCCGGGCCGCCUGCUGGUCCAACGCGCCGCCUGUUCGUGGCGGCGGGGUCACGCCGAACGAAGCAGUAUCCUUUCUCGUCGGCCGGAAACCCCGAUGAUAUUUGGGUGGAUGUCGAUGAAACUGCGGGAGCUGGCGAAGACGUCGCCGAAAAUGAGUCCGUUGUCAUGCCAUCAGACCCCCGACCACAAGUUCUUGCUCCCAGUCUGCACACAUCAACUCGAGGUGCGGCAAAUCUGCCGACACCAAGGCGCAGGGGUCGGCCCAAGGGAUCCAAAAAUCGCCCGAAGGUAUCGGCUAUCUCCAAUUCAGCGACCUUUGUGAGCCAAGAGACCACCAACCUGGCUGCUUCUGCUCCCCUUGAAGAUCAUCGCGUCGAGCAUCAAAAAUUAGUAUCAACCAUCAAAAGGCCCGGCCCUGGUCGACCUAAAGGCUCCAAGAAUAGACCAAAGCACACCGAUAGUAGCAAUGUGCAGUCAGCGACCAAGAGUAACGAGCUUGGCAGCGCGCAUCAGUCGGAGUCCUCCGUAGGUCUCGUUUUUCUACACGAUGAUCGACAGCGUCCUACAGAGUCCCUUGUGCGGGACGCUUCAUUCGUAGCAAAUGCGUUCCAACCACCGAGCCUCGCAGGCCACGACGCACCCACAAAGACCCGCCCGAAGCCUCUAAAGAGAGGGAGAACAGGAUCAUUUCAGGAUGUUGAAAACCUCGCCGAGUUCGGUGACAACCUCACUAUCGCCGAGCAAUCAAUGUGUCCCGAUGGUACUCCUGUGAUGCAAGAGCCAUCUCAUCCACUGCGCACUGGCCUUCCUCCACAAAACGCCGAUGGUCCGAAUCGAAAGAGGUACAGACAUUCCAGGGUCACCCAAGACCAGCCAGGUUCGAAAAGACAUGGCUUAGCUACGAGCCAUGAGCAAUCCCUCGAUGUCCAACUUCCUAGCAGACCUGAUCGAAACCAGUACCAUGCAUCAUACAGGCAUAUACAAAACACUUCAGGCUUGGAUAAGGACCCCGGCGAUGAGGAAACCUCACACAACCGGUUAGGGGUAGCUUAUGGCCAUGUGCGACCCCACCUACAAUCUCCGGGUCGUGCACAGCAGCAUCGAUCAGCCAUUCCGCAGGAAUAUCGUACGGAUAGGCCAGGCUUGCCUCAACCUAUCCGGCCAGGGAGCUACCAUUUGGGGCGAGUAACUCAAAACUUGCAGCGCGAUUUCCAAGUCGACAGUACGGAACUGAAAAACCCAUCCGCUAUGGACAGCAACACUCACAGCACUGCAAGCAUGUCUGCCAGAGCUUGA
Verticillium alfalfae VaMs.102 is the source of this 1746-nucleotide messenger RNA. RefSeq lists its product as hypothetical. The coding region runs from base 1 to 1746 and encodes 581 amino acids. The record is from RefSeq and is a predicted model, not a curated record. Lineage: Eukaryota; Fungi; Ascomycota; Sordariomycetes; Glomerellales; Plectosphaerellaceae. The transcript is spliced from 4 exons.